AGAUCACACCGUGGCGAGACCGAGUCAACCACGUGUUUCCCACUUGGGCUGUCUGACCUCGUGUGUGCACGCGUUACUCUAGCCUGUACGAAUAUCUGUCUAUUUAUAAUAAAUCGACCUCACGAGUGCGGAAGAAGGAAUAAUCAUCAGCAGCAGCAGCAGCAGCAGCAACGAUGAAGUACAUCCUGGUAACCGGCGGCGUGAUCAGCGGCGUGGGUAAGGGCGUCAUCGCCUCGAGUUUCGGUACGAUCCUCAAAUCCUGUGGCAUACACGUUACUUCGAUCAAGAUCGACCCUUACAUUAACAUCGACGCGGGCACCUUCUCACCUUACGAACACGGAGAGGUCUACGUUUUGGACGACGGCGGCGAGGUCGACCUUGAUCUCGGCAACUACGAGAGGUUCCUCGACGUUAUCCUCCACAAGGACAACAAUAUCACUACUGGAAAAGUCUAUGAGCAUGUCAUCAGAAAAGAAAGAAAGGGUGACUACCUUGGCAAAACAGUUCAAGUAGUGCCGCACAUUACAGAUGCCAUUCAAGAAUGGGUUGAGAAAAUAUCAAAGCAGCCAGUAACAGAUGAUGGAAAAAUUCCAGAGGUCUGCAUAGUAGAACUUGGAGGAACCAUAGGAGAUAUCGAAGGCAUGCCAUUUGUAGAAGCCUUUAGACAAUUUCAGUUCAGAGUAAAGAGAGAAAACUUCUGCUGUGCACAUGUGUCUCUUGUGCCAUCACCAAAGUCAACUGGAGAACCAAAGACAAAACCCACACAAUCAAGUGUAAGGGAACUGCGUGGACUUGGAUUGUCUCCAGACUUGAUCAUCUGCAGAUCAGAAAAGCCUAUUGGUGAUUCUAUAAAAGAGAAGGUCUCAAACUUCUGUCAUGUUGCACCUCAGCAAGUAAUUACUAUUCACGAUCUCUCUUCCAUUUACCGUGUUCCUCUGCUUAUGGAAGAACAAGGAAUAAUUCAAUACCUCAACGAAAGACUUCAAUUGAAUAUACAAAUGCCUCUUCCACUUACAUUCAUGAGUACAUGGAGAAAUCUUGCAGAACGUGUUGAUCAUUUAAGGAAAACUGUAAAUAUUGCAUUGGUUGGUAAAUAUACCAAACUUGAAGAUGCAUAUGCUUCAGUCAUAAAAGCACUACAACAUGCCUCAAUAAAAUCUGGUUACAAAUUAAAAUUGUCAUUCAUUGAUGCGGUUCAUCUUGAACAAGAAUCAAAAGAAGCAGAGCCUGUCUUGUAUCACAAAGCUUGGCAGCAACUUUGCAGCGCUGAUGGUGUCAUAGUUCCAGGUGGUUUUGGUCAAAGAGGAAUCAAUGGAAAGAUUGAAGCCUGCAAAUGGUGCAGAGAGCACAACACACCUUUACUUGGUAUUUGUCUAGGUUUACAAACUAUAGUCAUAGAAUUCGCUAGAAAUGUAUUGAAACUCGAAGAUGCCAAUAGCACAGAAAUGGACCCAGAAUGCAAGAAUCCUCUAGUUAUAGAUAUGCCUGAGCACAAUCAGGGAGAUAUGGGUGGCACAAUGAGAUUGGGUAAGAGACCAACUCGUUUUAUACCUCAACAGUCUACACUGCGACAGCUUUAUGGAAAUGAAGAAAUUAUACAAGAGAGACAUAGGCAUAGGUAUGAAGUUAAUCCAAAAUACGUUAACGAUCUGGAAGCGUCUGGCCUAAAGUUUGUUGGUCGUGAUGAGGAAAAUAUUAGAAUGGAAAUAGUUGAACUGGAAGGUCACGAUUACUAUGUUGCCACACAGUUUCAUCCGGAAUACUUAUCUAGGCCAUUAAAACCGUCGCCACCAUUUUUAGGAUUAAUAUUAGCUAGUGUAGGAAAAUUAAAAUCUUAUUUGGCUAAGGGAUGUAGAUUGUCACCUUCACAGCUUAGUGACAAUGAUUCAGAUGAAGGAUCUGCUGUAGAUAUAUAUCAUGCUCAAACAGAAAAGUUAAUUGCAUUGAAUACGCCUGGAGCUACAGUACCUGUUUUACUAGUGGAUGAAAAAAAAUGAUGAUCCAGUUUCCUAGACAUGAAUUGAUAUUUCUAAUAAUUAUUUUUUAUUUUUUUAUUAAUUUCAUUGUAUGUACUUAGUUAAUACAUUUUGUACUUUGUUUUAUAUGAUAGUCUCGAUACAUAUAUCUGAUUGUUUCAAAUUUUGGAAUGAGAACUAUUUUGUGAUAUCUAAGAAUUUUGUAACUCUUUAUAAUGGCUAUGUGUGAGUGUAGACAUGCAGAUUUACAGUGUACUUAUUUAUAAAAAGGAUUUUGGAGUGUAUAUAUUUUUAUGGAAAACCACAGAACUUGUAAUUCCAAUUGUUGAGACAACUUUCAAGGAGAAAUCAAACUGUAAUUAUAUUCUUUUAAUGUCUGAUAUAUAUAAGUAUGAAAAAAAUUUUAAAAAUGAAAAAAAGCAAUAAAAAUUUUUUUCCAUGAA
Messenger RNA from Nasonia vitripennis (jewel wasp), 2419 nucleotides. It is a transcript of the gene Ctps, whose product is annotated as CTP synthase. Gene Ontology annotation, biological process: CTP biosynthetic process; pyrimidine nucleobase biosynthetic process. Bases 174 to 1997 code for a protein of 607 amino acids. Gene Ontology annotation, molecular function: CTP synthase activity; identical protein binding. The record is from RefSeq and is marked validated. Lineage: Eukaryota; Metazoa; Arthropoda; Insecta; Hymenoptera; Pteromalidae. The transcript is spliced from 3 exons. Gene Ontology annotation, cellular component: cytoplasm; cytoophidium.